Molecule: messenger RNA, 1295 nt
Organism: Poecilia reticulata (guppy)
Lineage: Eukaryota; Metazoa; Chordata; Actinopteri; Cyprinodontiformes; Poeciliidae
Gene: brms1la
Product: BRMS1 like transcriptional repressor a
Source: RefSeq, a predicted model, not a curated record
AUUGCUGAGAUUUGUUUUUAGCAUGGCAGGGACACAAGUUGUGCGCAAAGAAAAUCUAUUUUAAAAUUUUUAUAGUUUUUUUAAUAAUUUGAAAGGGUUCUCGUAAUUAUCGCCUUUCUCAAAAACUAUCGUUUUAGAGUCUAAAUUGGAGUUGGUGCGAUGCCGGUGCACCGCGACCGAGAGAAGAAGGAGAGUAUAGCAGAGGAGAUGGAGGUAGAAGAACAGGAGCAUGAAGCUUCCAGCUCAGACGAGGAGGAAUCUGACUCCUCUUCUGUCUCUGAGGAUGGAGACACUUCUGAAAUGGAUGAGGAAGACUGUGAACGGAGGAGACUGGAGUGCCUGGAUGAAAUGUCCAACCUGGAGAAGCAAUUUAACAGACUGAAGGACCAGUUGUAUCGAGAGCGACUCAGCCAGGUGAACUGCAAGCUGGAGGAGGUCGAGGCCGGACGGGCAGCAGAAUACCUGGAUCCUCUGGCGGUACUGCUGGAGAACAUGCAGGUCCGCACUAAAGUGGCAGGCAUUUACCGAGAGCUGUGUCUGGAUUCUGUGAGGAACAAGUACGACUGUGAAAUCCAGGCUGCGCGCCAACACUGGGAGAGUGAGAAACUGCUGCUGUUUGAUACAGUGCAGAGCGAGCUGGAGGAGAAAAUCAGUAGACUGGAGGAGGACAGACACAGCAUCGACAUCACAUCAGAGCUGUGGAAUGAUGAGCUGUCUGGGAGGAAGAAAAGGCAAGAUGCUUUAAGUCCAGAUAAGAAGAGGAGGCGACCUUCUGUGGUUUCUGGUCCAUAUAUUGUCUAUAUGCUGCCAGACUUGGACAUCCUAGAGGACUGGACAGCUAUCAGAAAGUCUGUUGCUACCUUGGGCCCUCCCAGAGUGAAGGUUGACGCGGACAGCUGCUUGUUCCCCUUCCGAUCUGACAAAAAUAAGCAGAUUGUCAACUGCUGGGAAGCCCAUACGCAUGUUUAAAAGCGCAUAAGGACUUCAGCGUACAAGCAAGACGCUAAUAUGAACGUUUCUACUCCCCAAAAUCAGGUGGCGAUUAAAUCUUCAUAUUUUAAGCUGCCAGUCAUGCAGGGUUUUUCUGCACAAUAGAAAAUCUCCAACAUUAGUUAUCCUUUCAGACAAAUGUGGCUGCUUUGGUUUAGACUCAGGCUUUUACAGAUUGAUCUUUUUAAACUUUCAUUUGCAUGAUUUUUUUGUAAACAUGAAACUCGAAGCAAUCACUAAGCAGGUUGUAGAGUUGGUUUAAACUUCUUCACAGUUAAAGCGGCACAAAUGGUUCUCCCACUCAA